Erythranthe guttata (spotted monkey flower) is the source of this 1447-nucleotide messenger RNA. It is a transcript of the gene PAP1, whose product is annotated as phosphatidic acid phosphatase 1. Lineage: Eukaryota; Viridiplantae; Streptophyta; Magnoliopsida; Lamiales; Phrymaceae. Gene Ontology annotation, biological process: phospholipid metabolic process; phospholipid dephosphorylation. Gene Ontology annotation, molecular function: phosphatidate phosphatase activity. Gene Ontology annotation, cellular component: membrane. The record is from RefSeq and is a predicted model, not a curated record.
GCUGCUUCACUUGCAUUUCAAAUUGCCACUUCAACCCCACGACCCAUAUAAACCCUCCUCUCUCGCUCUACUCUCUCUCUACUUUCUCUCUCUAAUCUUUCUUUCCAUAGCUUUUCGAUCAAGAGAUCUCGGUGCCAUUUAGCAAGCUUUACUGUGAAAUCGGGGGUCCACUCAAUUACAGCAUCGACGACAAUUCAGGAAUUUAUUUUUUCUUCUUCUAGAAGAAUCUGGAAAAAUCAGCGCUGUUUGAGGGGUUGAUUUCUCUUGUUUGCGAAUGGGUUGGAAGGAUAUGAUAUCGUUUUGCCCUAACAUGUUUCAGGGUAGUAGAGCAAACGAGGUCGAGCUUGGUUGCCAACAUACAAUAAAGUCACAUGGAGGAAAAGUCGCGAAGACUCACAAACACGAUUGGUUGAUACUUAUACUGCUUGGAGGUAUAGAAAUCGUGUUGAAUAUAACUCAGCCGUUCUACCGUUUUGUUGGUAAAGACAUGAUGACCGAUCUUAGAUAUCCCAUGAAAGAAAAUACCGUUCCAGUAUGGUCAGUUCCGCUUUAUGCAGUUUUGUUGCCUAUUCUUAUAUUCACGAUAUACUAUAUCCGAAGGAAAGACGUCUAUGAUUUGCAUCAUAGUGUACUAGGACUAUUGUUUGCUGUGCUGAUAACUGGAGUUCUCACUGAUUCAAUAAAAAACGCAGUUGGCCGACCAAGGCCCAAUUUCUUCUGGCGUUGCUUUCCUAAUGGGCAAGAUUUAUACGAUCAGUUGGGUGAUGUUGUGUGCAAUGGUAAAGCCAGUGAAAUAAAAGAAGGGCACAAGAGUUUUCCAAGCGGUCACACUUCAUGGUCUUUUGCGGGUCUUGGUUUUCUAUCUUUCUACUUGGCCGGAAAAAUUAAAUGCUUUGAUGGGCGUGGCCACGUCGCGAAAUUAUGCAUUAUAUUUCUCCCCAUACUUGUUGCUUGUCUAGUCGGUGCUUCUCGUGUUAGUGACUACUGGCAUCACUGGCAAGAUGUGUUUGCCGGGGGUCUACUAGGGCUUUCGGUUGCUACAUUUUGCUACCUGCAGUUCUUCCCACCUCCAUACCACACUGAAGGAUGGGGCCCAUAUGCAUAUUUUCGAGCAUUGGAGGAAUCACGUUCGAUAUUAGUUCCUCCUCCGAAUAACGAGAUAGGCAUGCAAGGAGUGAAUCUGAAUCAUCAAAAUCAAGACUCGAGUUUUGAUGCUAUGGAGUCUGGAAGAAGGUAGUACUACUAUUUAUAAAAUAGUUCUUUUUUUGUCCAGUCCCUUGGGUUUGUUUGUGUAAGAACAUCUGGUUUGAAGGAAAUUCCUGUUAAUAUAUUCCUGUUCCCAAGUAUUGAUUGGUUGAAUUAGCAUCUAAAUACUUAUUCUUUUAUUGUGUACUAUAUACAUACUGUUUGGGGCUAAGAAGAUUAUAUUGGAAUUUUUAUUCUUUAA